AUGGUGGAUGCAGGCCUGGUUGACAUCUACAUGCCGGACUUCAAGUUCUGGACUGCCGAGAGCAGCGAGAAGUACGCCAGGGCGGCCGAUUACCCAGAGCGCGCGAAGGAAGCCAUCCAAGAAAUGCACAAGCAGGUCGGCGACCUCGUUUUCGAGGGCGACGGCCUGGCCAAGCGCGGCCUGCUGCUGCGCCACCUGGUCAUGCCCGGCCUGCUGGGGGAGGGGCGCCAGAUCAUGGCCUGGGUGGCCGGGGAGCUGGGGCGCGACACGUUUGUGAACGUCAUGGGCCAGUUCGCGCCGGCCACCAGCCCGCUGCUCGCGAUGGGGGAGCGGCGCAGCAGGCUCGGCCACGUGAGUUAUGAGGAGCUGCGUGCGCGGCCGCCAGAGUCCGAAGUCGAGGGGCUGAUCGCGUACGCGCGGGAGCAGGGGCUGUGGCGCUUCGAGGAGGCGCCGCGGUGGGAGCAGCGCGCGGCAGAGCUGUCUGCAGAGGGAGAGCUCGCGGCUUAG
Messenger RNA from Monoraphidium neglectum, 507 nucleotides. RefSeq names its product putative pyruvate formate lyase activating enzyme. Lineage: Eukaryota; Viridiplantae; Chlorophyta; Chlorophyceae; Sphaeropleales; Selenastraceae. The record is from RefSeq and is a predicted model, not a curated record. The coding region runs from base 1 to 507 and encodes 168 amino acids. The transcript is spliced from 5 exons.